This is a messenger RNA of Lotus japonicus, 876 nucleotides long. RefSeq names its product NAC domain-containing protein 83-like. Gene Ontology annotation, molecular function: DNA binding. Gene Ontology annotation, biological process: regulation of DNA-templated transcription. The coding region runs from base 1 to 876 and encodes 291 amino acids. The transcript has 5 exons. The record is from RefSeq and is a predicted model, not a curated record. Lineage: Eukaryota; Viridiplantae; Streptophyta; Magnoliopsida; Fabales; Fabaceae.
AUGGAGGACCUGAUCAUGACUUAUGAAGACGAGGAUGGGAGUGUUCAAUUGCUACCUGGGUACAUGUUUGAUCCUACUGAUGAGAUUCGUGUGGAUUUUUACUUGAAGAGGAGGGUGGAAAUUUACAAUAAGAUGGUGUUUUGGAUUUCAUUUGUGUUUGCAGAUGGGAAGAUUUUCAAUGAACGCAAGUGCUUCUUCUACAACACUAUGGGACGUGAUCUUGAGAACAUUGACAUAAGAGUUGCUGGGAGUGGCCAGUGGAGAGUAAUGAAAAAAGGAGAAGAUGUGUCUAUCCCUCAAAACAAUCAAGUGAUUGGGAGGAGGAACACCCUGAAUUUUUGGGAAAUGCAAGGAGCAUGUGCUAGGAGGACCAGAUGGGAGAUGCAUGAGUUGUGUCUUACGUCAAUUGCUAACCAAUCUAAGCUGGCAAACUGGGCUAUUUACUGCAUCUUUAAAAAUAAGGAUGCAAAGAAGGCGAAUAAUGCACGAGGUUGUAAUGGCGAAAGCUCUAAUACUAGUAGCGUUGAAGUCAUUGAUUUUAAUGUUGAGAGUGACAAUGGAAAGAUUUUCAAUGAACGCAAGUGCUUCUUCUACAAUACCAUGAGUCGUGAUCUUAAAAACACUGACAUGAGAGUUGCAGGGAGUGGCCAGUGGAGAGUUAUGGAAAAAGAUAAAUAUAUUCCUAUCCUCCGAAAUGAUCAGAUGACAAAUUGGGCUGUUUACCGCAUCUUGAAGAAUAAGGAUGAAAAGAAGGUGAAAGAUGCAAGAGGGUGUAAUGAGGAAAGCUCCAAUGCUGGGAGUACUGAAGUCAUUGAUUUCAAUGUUGAGAGUGACAUUUUCUCAGAAACCUUCCCCAAUGGCCCGCUCCUUAAGUGA